Molecule: messenger RNA, 1293 nt
Organism: Vicia villosa (hairy vetch)
Lineage: Eukaryota; Viridiplantae; Streptophyta; Magnoliopsida; Fabales; Fabaceae
Exons: 1
Coding region: 1-1293 (430 amino acids)
Molecular function (GO): catalytic activity
Source: RefSeq, a predicted model, not a curated record
AUGGAAAACAUUGACCGAAAUCUAUGCCUAUCGAUCUGGGGAUCCAACGAUUUCGACUUCAUUUACAAAUCAUCAGUCGGGAGAUCUGGGGGAAUACUAGUCAUUUGGAACAAGAACAGGCUUUCAAUCAAGAAUACCGAAGAACUAGAGCAUGCUAUAUGGCUGGAAGGGGAAUGGGGGGUCGAAAACAUUUCGGUUCACAUUGUUGUGGUGUACGCUCCGUGUGACAGAAGACGAAAAUCUGCUCUUUGGAAUGAUUUACUUCACAAAAUCAACCGCAAAAGGGAUGAUAGAAUAUGUUUGAUGGGGGAUUUUAAUGCUAUAAGAGACGUCUCUGAAAGAAAAGGAGGAGUCGAAGCGGGAUGCUUGAAUGAGAUAGCAGAAUUCGAUAACUUUAUAACUGAAGCAGAAUUGAUGGACAUACCUAUCCAAGGCAGAAGGUUCACUUGGCAGAGACCUGGAGGUUUAGUUAUGAGUCGUUUAGACAGAUUCCUGUUCACAGAUAACUGGAAUAGAACUUGGCCGAAUUGUACUCAAUGGUGUUUAGACAAAGGAUUAUCCGAUCAUUGCCCGAUUUUUCUCUGUGAUUACUCUCUUCACUGGGGACCAAAGCCGUUUCGUAUGUUAAAAUGCUGGAAGGAUAUGCAAGGAUACCAUAAUUUCGUCAUAAAAAAUUGGAGAGAUAUCAAGGUUCAGGGGUGGGGAAUGUAUGUACUAAAAGAGAAAUUUAAAAGGAUUAAGGAAUUCCUCAAGGAAUGGCAUAAGAAUCAUUGUCAAAACUUGGAGGAUAAAAUCGAAAAGGAAAAGGAAAAACUCAAUAGUUUGGAAAUCCGAGGAGAAAGUAUAAGCCUGACAGAAGAAGAAUUAAAUGUUAGGAGCGAAAUUUCUUCAAAAAUUUACAAGCUAUCCAAUCUUCAUUGUAGUGUGCAGUGGCAAAAAUCCAGAUCGAAGUGGGUAAAGGAAGGGGAUUCGAAUACUAAAUACUUCCACAGUUACAUUAACAAAAGAAGAAAAGAUAAUGAGAUCCUUUGCCUUGAUAUAAAUGGAAGAAGGGUUACAGAGGUGAAGGCAAUCAAAGAUGCUCUCUUUGAUCAUUUCAGUUAUCAAUUCGCGGGCAGAGAAACUAGAGUAAUUCCGGAGAACCUGCCUUUUAAUCAAAUUGAAGACUCUGAUAAUACAGAAUUGAUUCGUGGAUUUUUGGAAGAAGAAAUUAGAAGAGCAGUGUGGGAUUGCGAUAGUGAUAAAAGCCCAGGACCGGAUGGUGUUAAUUUCGGUUUUGUGAAAGAAUUCUAG